ACAAAGCCGUUCAUGUUUCGAGAGAGGAUGACGCCAAUUUUCAGAAUGUCUUCUCAAGCCAAGAACUUCCGGGAUGCGGUUUACUGCCCACGUUCACCACGCCUGGCUUAACCAUCAACAAACUUCCUUGAAUUUAUUUCAAACAAUAUAUUUACCACUCAUCCCUACCUAAAACUCCUUUAUAAUAUAAACACUGACAUAGCACGCCUCCGUUGCCUCGCUAGGCUCGCUACAGCGCCGCGUCAGCAACCGUUCACCUAUAAUUUUUUUUGACAUCCUUUUACGAUAAAUUAGUGAUCCAUCUCCUAAGCUUGGGCCAUCAAGGCAGAUCGGCGGCAGAUUCAUUUAUCUCCUUGACUCUCUUGUCUUGCAGAGGCCCCACUCUCUAAAGUUGUCGGAUAUCGCAAUGAUGUGGUGUAAGGUUGUCGUCACGUUGGUCUUACUGUCCGUCUACAUGUGUUCCCUCAUCACCGACGCAACGGCGGACCCGUACUGGCAGAGCCCUGGCUGUCAUCUUGUAGGUUAUAGAGAGAUUGCAUCGGCGUCUGGCUGUCAUAUGGUGGCGUUUCAGAUGAACGCCUGCCGUGGCUACUGUUUGAGCUACUCCAGCCUGUCGCCCUAUGGGGCUCCGGGAGAUAAACUCUACGAGACGCGUGGCUCAUGCUGCUCAAUUCGAUCCACUCAUGACGUGAUAGUAAUCCUCCAAUGUGAAGACAACAAGCAACUUACACAGACGUACAAAUCAGCUGCCACUUGCGACUGCUCAUUGUGCUCCCACGACUCGUAGUACCCUGUGAAACACCCCAGGUUGAUUCGAGAUCAUUUCGAUUGAUUUUAUUUUUUCAUCGUUUGGAAACCUUCUUCAGUCUUCGCUUCUGAUCAGAUCCAGACAUUAAAAACAAUGGGGAUUAGGGACACAGAUUAAGGGGAGAGAGGGUGGAUAUCAUGCGUCCUCUGUUGGCGCUGUUAAUUUAGGAACAUCGUAUCAGGAACCCAAAUGUUAAAAAGGUUAAUUUGAAAAGAGAAAUAUUAAGAAUUUAUCAUUGUCAUUAAUUUUACUUUUUUUGCCUUGCUCUCGACCAUGUGGCAGUCUUGUAAUGACGGUAAGGCUGCGUCUGAAUUACGUGGCUACGGCCAGCAGUGGUUCAGUUGUCUAUUGGUAGGUGGAUUCAGCUGCCUUGGUGGAAGCAUGAGCUAUUGCCAGCCCCACCCAAGUAAUUCGGAAGAAGCCCAACUCGAUUGUCCAACAUACCGUUACAGGUCAAUAUUUUACCAGUGUCAUCAUUAUGCCGUAAUGAAGCUUGCCCUACCUAAUGACGUUCAACGGCCACAAACUUGAGUGAACAGUGAAUCAAAUAGUACUCAGCACUGGGUAUGCUUUAUCAGAUUUAUUAUCUCCGUUGUCUGCACUGAGAUGAGUUUCAAUAUUAAUCUUUAAAACAUUUUCAACUGAAUAAAAUAUUCCUCGUUAUUCA
Messenger RNA from Patiria miniata (bat star), 1475 nucleotides. RefSeq names its product thyrostimulin alpha-2 subunit-like. Bases 407 to 787 code for a protein of 126 amino acids. The record is from RefSeq and is a predicted model, not a curated record. Gene Ontology annotation, molecular function: hormone receptor binding. NCBI's taxonomy places the organism in Eukaryota, Metazoa, Echinodermata, Asteroidea, Valvatida, Asterinidae. The transcript has 3 exons. Gene Ontology annotation, biological process: cell surface receptor signaling pathway.